AUGGGGAAAUGCUGCCGUGUCAGCAAACUGUGUAUGCUGUGUACGGUGCUGGCUGUGGCCUCGGUGGCGACCAUUGUCACGAUAUGGACCCUUGCUCUGGUGGGAGACGAGGGCGACAGUACCGCACCAUGGGACAGAUAUCGCCUGUCUUCUGCUCUGAUACCACUCUCCUACAGUGUGACUCUGUGGCCUCAUCUCAGCCCAAAUCCUGAUAAUAUCUACAUCUUUACAGGAGAGUCUACAGUGGAGUUUGAGUGUGUGACAAACACUGACGUCAUCCUGAUUCACUCAAACAAACUGAACUACGUGCUCCAGGAAAAUGAUCUCAUGGUCCGACUCACAGCAGCAGGGGAAGAGCCUGCUCCCAGUAUCAAAUCCACUUGGCUGCAGCCUACAACACAGUAUAUGGUCAUCCAUCUAAAAGAGCAGUUAAAAGCUGGCAACACGUAUCAGCUGUUCAGUGCCUUCAUUGGAGAACUGGCAGAUGACCUUGCUGGAUUUUACAGGAGCGAGUAUGAAGAAGAUGGAGUUAAAAAGGUUGUUGCCACCUCUCAGAUGCACCCCACACAUGCCAGAAAGACUUUCCCUUGUUUUGAUGAGCCUGCUCUCAAGGCCGUAUUCAAUAUCACUCUGAUCCAUCCUCGAGGAACUGUGGCCCUGUCUAAUGGCAAAGAGAUUGAUGUGGUCAACACAACCAUAGAUGGAAUCGCAGUAACGCAGACCAGGUUUGAAUCCACUAAGAAAAUGUCUUCCUAUUUACUGGCAGUUAUCGUCUGUGACUUCACUUUCAUCAGUGCAGAACAGCAAGGCACCAAGAUACGGAUCUGGGCUCGCAGGAAGGCCAUUGAGUCUGGGCAGGGAAACUAUGCUCUCAAUGUCACUGGACCCAUCCUGGACUUUUUCCAGAAUUAUUACAAUAUCCCUUACCCUUUAAGCAAAUCAGAUCAGAUAGCUUUGCCCGAUUUCUACUUUGGUGCCAUGGAAAACUGGGGCUUGGUGACCUACAGGGAGACCAACCUGCUGUACGAUCCUGUGGGCUCCUCCAAUGGAAACAGAGAGACCACUGUCACCAUAAUUGCACAUGAGUUGGCACAUAUGUGGUUUGGGAAUCUGGUCACUCUGAAGUGGUGGAAUGAGGUUUGGCUGAAUGAGGGUUUCGCAUCCUAUGUAUCUUACUUGGGAGCUGACCAUGCUGAACCUGACUGGAACUUGAAAGACAUGAUUAUACUUGAUGACAUCCACCGAGUAUUUGCUGUUGAUGCUUUGACCUCCUCUCACCCUCUGUCCUCCAAAGAAGAGGACAUCCUAAAGCCAGAACAGAUCAGUGAACAGUUUGAUGCCAUCUCCUACAGCAAGGGGGCUUCUGUGCUGAGGAUGUUGUCAGACUUUCUCUCCGAACCAGUUUUUGUCCAAGGGCUAAGUACUUAUCUCACAGCCUUCUCCUAUGACAACACUGUGGGGUCAUAUCUGUGGCAACAUCUGAACAUGGCGGUGAAAAACAAUAGCAUGUCUCUGCCUCAUCAUGUUGGAGAGAUCAUGGACACUUGGACCCUUCAGAUGGGAUUUCCAGUGGUCACCAUAGAUACAGCAACAGGAUAUGUUUCUCAGAAGCACUUCCUGUUGGAUCCUGAGUCGAAUGUCACAGUCAAGUCACCGUACAACUACAAGUGGUUGAUUCCUGUGCGUUGGAUGAAAGAUGGUGUCCUCCAGAGCAAUGUGUGGUGGCUCAGUGAAAAGACUGAGGUGAACUCUGACAUGAGAAGUGGAGGGGAAUGGGUUCUGGCCAAUGUUAAUGUAACCGGGUAUUAUCGUGUGAACUAUGAUUUGGGAAACUGGGAGCGCCUCUUCAUUCAGCUCAAUAAAAACCACCAGCUAAUACCGCUUGAUAACAGAGCCCAGAUAAUAGACGAUGCUUUCAACUUAGCAAGGGCCAAGCUAGUAUCCACCACACUGGCUCUGAGGACCACCCUGUUCCUGUCUGGGGAGACUGAGUUCAUGCCAUGGCAGUCUGCUCUGGACAACAUGCACUAUUACUACCUCAUGUUGGACCGCACUGAAGUCUACCAACCUCUACAGGAUUACAUGAAAAAGCUGGUGACACCCCUCUUUUUACAUUUCAAAAACAUCACAUCGGAGUGGACUGAGGUUCCAGCCAGACACACAGAUCAAUACAACCAGGUGAAUGCCAUCCGUAUGGCCUGUCAGACAGGAGUCACAGAGUGCCAGGACUUAACCUCAUUGUGGUUCAGACAGUGGAUGGACAGCCCUCAGAACAACAUGAUUCAUGCAAACGUGCGUGCAGUGGUGUACUGCAGUGCUAUAGCAGCUGGAGCAGAGGGAGAGUGGGAUUUUGGCUGGUCCCAGUUUAAAAGUGCUGCUGUGGCCAGUGAGGCCAGUAAACUCAUGUCUGCUUUGGCCUGUACAACCAAACCUGAGCUGCUGCAGAGAUAUUUGUCUUUUACGUUAAACUCAACCAUGAUUCGCAAACAGGACGCUUCAGCAGUGAUCGCUGCUGUGGCCAGUAACAGAGAAGGACAAACACUGGCAUGGGACUUUGUUAAAGAGCAAUGGGAAUACAUGUUCACAGAGUAUGGAAUGGGAUCCUUUUCUUUUGCUACAAUAAUCAGUGGUGUCACAGCGAGGUUUUCUACACAGACUGAACUGCAGCAGCUAAAGCAGUUCGUGAAAAAGCACGAGCACUUGGGUUUUGGCUCCGCCUCUUUGGCCGUGGAGCAGGCGCUGGAGAGGACUGAGGCCAACAUCAAGUGGUUACAGCAGAACCAGCAGGAGGUCCUGGACUGGUUCAUUGGACAGACUGGACCGCAUAUGGUGCUGAUGUGAUCUGUUUCUAUAUGCUGACUGAGGCUGGUAAAACAAUUAGCAUUUGUGUAUACUGUUUAGUAGAAACUAUAAACAUUUAUAUUCAG
This is a messenger RNA of Boleophthalmus pectinirostris (great blue-spotted mudskipper), 2927 nucleotides long. Its product is annotated as aminopeptidase N-like. The record is from RefSeq and is a predicted model, not a curated record. Gene Ontology annotation, molecular function: zinc ion binding; peptide binding; metalloaminopeptidase activity. Lineage: Eukaryota; Metazoa; Chordata; Actinopteri; Gobiiformes; Gobiidae. Gene Ontology annotation, biological process: proteolysis; peptide catabolic process. Gene Ontology annotation, cellular component: cytoplasm.